Closterium sp. Naga37s-1 is the source of this 2139-nucleotide messenger RNA. NCBI's taxonomy places the organism in Eukaryota, Viridiplantae, Streptophyta, Zygnematophyceae, Desmidiales, Closteriaceae. The record is from the annotation of a GenBank genome assembly.
AUGUACGUCAUUCUGCAAGUAGGAUCGCAGGCCUACGCUCACCGGCUGUUCCUCUACGUCACGUCAACCACGCUCAAACUGUUCCCCCCGGGGGCGGUGGCGGGCGCGGAGGAGCUAGGGCCGCACACGGACCACCAUGGGGCGGCGCUGGUGCUGCUGCGCGGAUGCCGGUUGUCCCCCGCGAAGUUGGUGCAACUCGUAGAUUCCACCUUCCUCAGCAGGUGCGUUCUGACUCGACUCAAACACACCCGUUGUGCUGGUGCUGCUGCGCGGUUGCCGCCUGUCCCCUCCCCGGGGGAGUCGAUGGUGGGAUCAGUAGCACAGUGUGUGGACGCCCAAGCCCUCGCACAAGUCCAAGCCGAGCUCAUGGAGGGAAUGGGGGCAGCAACAAAGACAGGGGAGAGUGGUGGUACGCAGAAGGAGGGGGAGGAGGAGAGCAGAGCACGGGUGGUGGAGCAGCAGGAAGAGCAUCAGCAGCAGGAGCAGCAGCAGCAGCAGGAGCAGCAGCAGCAGCAGGAGCAGCAGCAGGAGCAGCAGCAGCAGCAGGAGGAGGAGGAGGGAAAAAGAAGAAUGCAAGAACAGACCCAAGGCACUGCUCCCUGUGUGUCCAUCCGCGUACAGGCCUUUCCCAAGCACUUUGAGCGAUGGAUUGCCACGCACCUGCCCCCCUCCCUCCCCCUCGACCCCAAGCGCUUCACGCACACCCUCAGUGCUGUUUCCACAGCUCCUCACUUCUUCCCCUUCCAUCCCCGCCAGCCCUCCGCACCCCCUUCCCUUACCCCCUUCGACCUGCUUCCCCCCGUGCCCCCAUGCUGUUGCAGCAGUGGCGGCGGAGAGGGGAAGGGGAAAGGACAGGGGGGAAGGGAAGGGGAAGGGGGAGGGGGAGAAAAUGAUGGGGGAGAGCGGGGAGAGGGGAGUAGGGGCGAGGAGCAGGAUGCUGCAAAGGGAGAGGACGGGGAUGGGCAGACAGCUGGUGGUGUCAGUCGCCUAUCUACCAAGGCAGAGCUCCCUUCCACCUCUGACCCCCAUCAAGCUUCGUCCUCUGAACUCCCUGAAAGCUCUCCCAACGACCCACCUCGUCGCACGCGCCGCGACCGCACGCCUCUCCCGCUCGUCCCUCCGGACCCGCGCAUCUUCUUCUCGCUGUCCCCCGCGCGCUCCAUGUGGCGCCUGGCGAGCGACCGCAAGGCGGGGAGCGACGGCUGCGCCAGCAGCGCUGUGAGCAAGCUGGAGGAGGUGCUGCACGUGGUGGGGUGGCAACUCAGGGGGGAUAUGACAGGUAAGAUCAAUCAAGGCCCAGGUAUGUUGCUCGAUGGAGCUCCCCUUGUAUCCUGCGCCAGCAGUGCUGUGAGCAAGCUGGGGGAGGUGCUGCACGUGGUGGGGUGGCGGCUGAAGGGAGAUAUGUCAGCCAUGGAUGUAGGAGCAGCACCGGGGGCAUGGACCGAGUAUCUGAGCGCCAGGGUGCGCCAUGUGCUUGCCAUCGACCCUGCAGCCCUCUCACCCGCUGUCACGGCCCGGGGGAACGUCACCCAUAUCAAAAAGAUGGUAGUUAAGAGCCCCCUCGCCUGCUGUCACGGCCUGCGGGAACGUAACCCAUAUCAAGAAGAUGGUGAGCCAGAGCAGCGGCAGCGAAUGAUGGAGGCUGUGGCGGCAGUGGCACCACACGCCAGAACCAUGACGGCCUUUGGAUCCGCGGUGGGGAAUGGGGGAGGGGGAAGGGGGGCUGGGGGGAUAAGGGCUCUGCAUAUGAGCUACGUGGCAGCAGGUCGCCUCGGUGCUUUCUUUGAGGAAGACCUCAAGCCAUGGGAUGUGGCAGCAGCUCACCUCCUUGUACAGGCACAUCUUCCCUUCCCUUACACAUGCCGAAUUGCAUUCGUUCUUGCCACUUCCCCUUCCUCUGACCACCCAUUAGAACCACUCGCAUCGCAAUUCCUCCCACCUUACAUCUCCUGGCUUAUCAGUCCCCCUGCCUCCUACGCCCAUUCACUCGUUUCCUCCCCUUUCAUCCCACCUCCUCCCCCUUCCCCACCUUUCCUCCCCCUUCUUCCCACUUCGUCCCCCUUCGUCCCCCUUCCACCUCCUUCCCCCCCCUUCCCCCCCCUUCUUUCCCUGCAAGCAGGAAGCAGGGGGGUGUGGUAA